Molecule: messenger RNA, 561 nt
Organism: Naegleria fowleri
Lineage: Eukaryota; Heterolobosea; Eutetramitea; Acrasida; Naegleriidae
Exons: 1
Coding region: 1-561 (186 amino acids)
Source: RefSeq, a predicted model, not a curated record
AUGAAGUCUUCGAGAUCCGAACACACAACACUCUCAUCAUCGGAGUUAUUACAAAAAAAUUCAUCUCUUCUUCAAGUACUACUUUCUGACAAUAAAUCAAAUCCUUCGGAUCACAAAGGUUCCUCCAAAUCAAUGAAUACUUCAAAUAGAAUUUUACAACUUUUAAAAUUAAUCUAUCAUUUCAUUUCAAAAUAUUUUCCAAAAUUAAUGACACUACUUUUAGGAUUUGUAUUUGUAAAAUUAUAUAUUUCCAAAGUAUUUCCCUCCUUUCAUGGAUGGUGGAAAUUUACAAAUAAUGAUUCUUCAGAAGAGAAUUCCUCUCAAUAUCAUCUUGGUGGAAUGAUUUCACACACAUCUCAAAAUCCCUAUACUUUCCCUUCACACAAUGACACUAUAAAUCAAGUGAAAAUGGAAUUCUAUGGACACUAUGUAAAUCCAAUCACUGGUUUACCAUCAUUUCCAGACUAUAUGACUCGAGAUGAAAUGCAAUUAGAAGAAUUAAGAAGAAUGGAUGGAACAAAUGAUUGGAUGCAAAGAAAUACUUCAACAAGACAAAGAUGA